CUGCCCAGGGAAGGAGCCUGCAGACGUCACCGCCCUCCUCCUUGACACCAGCCCAGCCCCACGCCACCAUGUGCCACACCAGCUGCUCCUCAGGCUGCCAGGCUGCCUGCUGCACACCCAGCCCUUGUCAGGCAUCCAGCUGCGUGCCAGUGAGCUGCCAGCCAGCCGUGUGCACACCUGUGAACUGCCAGCCAGCCGUGUGCACACCUGUGAGCUGCAGGCCCGCUGUGUAUGUGGCCCCCUCCUGCCAGUUCUUGGUGCAUGUGCCAGUGAGCUGCAAGCCAUCUGCUUCUGUGGCUCCCUGCUGCCAGCCCUCCGGGUGCUGCCAGCCCUCCUGCCCCACCCUGGUCUGCAGACCCGUCUCCUGUAGCUCCCCUUGCUGCUAUUGACCACGAGUCCCUUACUCAGCUGCUCCCAGUGCAGAUGGGUGCACAUCUGUACCCCUCCCGGAACGAGUCCUGGUGGGCCUCCAGAUUCUGCCGGUGGCAGAUGAAAAACAUGCUCAACGAAGCCUCUGACCUCCAGGGUGAGAAUUCGGAAGGAUGAUCUGGAUCCCUCUGUGACCCUGUGCAUCCCCUCAGGGAAGCCCUGGCUCCCAGGGUCGUUCUCUGUCUCCAGCAGGAAACCAAACCCCAUGUGAGCCAAAUAAAUCGUGCUUUCCCAUGC
Messenger RNA from Ceratotherium simum simum (southern white rhinoceros), 666 nucleotides. Lineage: Eukaryota; Metazoa; Chordata; Mammalia; Perissodactyla; Rhinocerotidae. The record is from RefSeq and is a predicted model, not a curated record.